Messenger RNA from Acanthaster planci (crown-of-thorns starfish), 3195 nucleotides. Its product is annotated as monocarboxylate transporter 12-like. Lineage: Eukaryota; Metazoa; Echinodermata; Asteroidea; Valvatida; Acanthasteridae. Gene Ontology annotation, molecular function: monocarboxylic acid transmembrane transporter activity. The record is from RefSeq and is a predicted model, not a curated record. Gene Ontology annotation, biological process: transmembrane transport.
UUGAAGGUACAAGACGGGCAGAAAAAUUGGCAGAAAAAGGAUUUUUACCGCCCUCUGUAACUCUGUAUACAGUGUAGUGGCAUCGUCACAAGGGGUCUACAACAAGACUACGCGGUGUCAUUUGUUAACCCCAUCACAAGUAACCGACAGUAAUCUAUUUUAGUCACAAUUAAAGGAUGUUGUGAACACUGCAGUGAAUACACAGGGUUAUGGUUCCACGUUUGUCGUAUGGGCCUUAGCCUGUGGAAGUUUACAUUACAUUCACCCUGGGUCACGGACAAAACGCGUUGAAGGAAAUCUGUGUCCCCAGGAGGAAAGCAAGUGGAUUCGGGGAAGUGGUCUGCUCCCAGCUCGAUCGAGCAGUCAGUAUUUUCAUCAUCAACCUGGUUGCUGUCUUUUCUAAAUGGAACAUGAAAUAGAUUUGUCAGUGAGAUUCUGACAUGAUGAACCAUGAUCAUGAACCACAUGGGACCAGUGGGAAACUCUAGACAUCUACCCCAAAAUUCAACAACUGUUGUCUGUUCGACUGACAGCUACAGGGAGAAACUAUGAUAUAUUUUGACCUGGCCUAGACUUGCACUUGGCAGCUUAAAGUCCAAUGCUGGGCGAAACCCGCACAGAAUUAAUGGGUCAGCGAUUUGCACUGAUCGUGCUUUAGGCAUCAGGGACGGUAACCUGCUUCACAUUCCAUGUAUGUUUUACCCUACAGACCACGGGGGACUCCCUGGACUGGUCACCGUCCCUAUUGGGUUGUAGGGUAAUUACAAUAACUAUUAUGGCGUAUCUGAACUGUUGCACAUGCGUUUUUCGUAGGAAGAGGAGCAAUUAUAACAAACCGGGUGGAUGACCUCUUAAGUAUAACAAACAAAUUGCACAGGCAGUUGCGCGGUUGCUCAGUUAGAAGAGUGCUUGACUUGUAGGCAGCAAGGUAAGGGUUCGCGUAUGCAGCCUCUUGCAGAAAUAAAGGAUUUCGAACCGGGGAAAUUCCAAGAUGGUUGGUAGGUGCGGUACACGUUAUUUCCAAGGUGUUCACAUCGUACUGUGCAUGCACGUUAGCACGAUGCUUUGGGCGGGCCUCACCAAAGCUCUGGGGGUGCUACUACCCACUCUUCGUGAGCAAUUUACAGCCGACACCUGGAUGAUUGGCAGUCUGAUAGCGGCCUCGGUUGCCGCGGCAGGUUUUGCAGGUCCCUUCUCUGGGCCACUAGAUCGUAUUUUUGGAACUCGUACUGUGGUCAUAAUUAGCAGUUUCCUCAGUGGAGCGUCUGUGAUUCUCUCGUCUUUUUCAACCAGUACUCUCCAUGUGGCAUUAUCGUUAUGCUUACUGGCAGGACCUGGUUUGUCUAUCAUCUGUAUUUUGACCAGAGCAAUGGCCGGACGUCAAUUCACCACAGGCUAUGCCAUCGCUACUGGUGUUGGGAGCUCAGGCCACGCUCUGGGCAUGAUGUUCAUUGGACCCCUGGCUCAAGUGUUUUUAGACACCUACGGCUGGCGAGGUGCCUUGCUACUCCUUGGGGCAAUAAGUCUGCAUCUUUGUGCGUUUGCCUUCUUGCUAACUGAGUCUGUAAAGGUACGGGACAAGUACGUACCGAUUGUCUCCAGUGAAGAGGAGCCACCUAUCAGUAUACCAGAAAAACCCAAUACGGAGAAACAAUCCCAACUCCACGUCUUGAAGGCCGCCAUUACAGCUGGAAAGAAGUUGUUGGGAUGCUCAGUUUGUGGCCGAGCCGAGUUCUGGAUUGCGUUUCCUGUUUUUGGGUGUGAUUCUUUUGCGACAGAUAUGUGGCUGAUGUACUUCGUAGCUUACGCUGACACGAAAGGUUUCUCUGGACACGAGGCUGUAACGUUCACUCUAGCUGGAGGUAUAGGAAAUAUGGUUUCCAAGAUCAUCUUUGGCCUUAUCUUAGGCAGAGGGUUGGUUAACGUACGACUCAGUCUCUUUGUGACAAUCACUUCGAGUUCGCUGGCUUUACUCACCCUCACCUGGAUAAACUCAUACUGGGCGAUGAUGGUCAAUGCAUUUCUCUACCAUGGCCUCAGUGGAAUGUUAACCGUACUGAGUGACAUUUACACCCGCGAACUGCUUGGAACUGAAGAUUUAGCCGCCGCUUUCAGCUGGAUAGGUGUUUUAACGGCAGUGCUUGUUCUUGCUUUUGGAUUUUUCCCAGGUUUGAUGUUUGACAUAUCUGGGAGCUUCGAAAUAGCGUUCGUCAUCUUGGCAUGUAUAGCUAGUCUGUCGUUGGUGUCGCUGUUGGCGGAGGUGCUGUUAAAUCGACAUAAGGAGAGAUCACUCUGAAUGUCCAUAGUGUCCCAAUCAUCAUGCUGCACAUCAACUUUUGAUAUCCAUGUAAAGAGGAAUUCGCCAGAAUGAAAAUGCCCAAUUUAAGUAAACGAGAAGUAAAUGCUACGGAUAUUAGUGCUUCACUAAACGUUUAUUUUGAAAGGUGUGUAAUUUGAGUAUUGAUAAUAAUAUUGGUCAUAUAUGAUGGUGAACGAUUUCGGGUUUUAUCAAAUUCUGGAAAAUUACCCCAUAUGUAAAUCCAAAUUAUUAACCAAGAGUUUUUAUUAGGGGACGGGGAAUUAUUGGUGUAUGGCGUAUAACGACACCCAGAUUGAAAACAAAAACGAAAUCAAAUUAUUUUUAUGGGCAGUGGAUUUUUUUGGGGGGGUAAUGUAUCACCAAACUUCUAAAAGGUUAGAGACCUGUAUACACCAUUAUUUAAUAAGAAAAAACAUUCGAGUCUGAAUUUUGGUCAAUUAUGAAAAUGUUACAAACGAAACCAGCAGAGCACAGUAUCCUUGCAUUGCAAAUUUUCUGGCUUGCUGAGGUGCCCCCAAACCAUGUUGGAUUUACUCAAAUUUUCCAAGAGGCAUUUAUUUAGAAAAUGGAGCAGGUUUAAUCUUGAGGUAGAAUUAAAACACUCAUCUUAGAAAAUAGGCAUCUUAUUCUCCUGAGUAGUUCAGCUUGGUACCAUUUACAAAACGUACAAGCACUCUGAUAUUAACUGCAAGUAAUGGGUGUAAGCUGGAAACCGUAAACCGAUAUAUCGUGCAUAAUGUGCACAAAAUUCACAUUUUACUUGUUAUGUUUGUUUAUGGAUUGGUUCGUUCUAGCGCAUUUAUGCCAGAAAAUAAGCACAUACGUUUUCCAAGUUAAUGCAAGUAAUAUCCAUAUUAAAUAAUUUCAUAUCCACA